Neopelma chrysocephalum (saffron-crested tyrant-manakin) is the source of this 6741-nucleotide messenger RNA. RefSeq names its product immunoglobulin-like and fibronectin type III domain-containing protein 1. Gene Ontology annotation, molecular function: protein binding. Lineage: Eukaryota; Metazoa; Chordata; Aves; Passeriformes; Pipridae. The record is from RefSeq and is a predicted model, not a curated record. The transcript has 29 exons. Bases 253 to 6201 code for a protein of 1982 amino acids.
GACCUCGGGUGGCACAGACCUCGGGUGGCACAGACCUCGGGUGGCACAGACCUCGGGUGGCACGGGCAGAUCUCUAAAUACCUGUGACCAGGGACUGUGGGGCAGCGAUGAGGAGCUCUGUGCUCUGAGGCACCACACAGAGCCACCACAGCCCAGGAGACACAGCAGCGACCUCAAACAGGACCAUCCCAGAACCUGCAAGGAGAACCCCUGACCUGUUCGUGGUGAUCCCAGAAAGCUGAGCAGGGCACCAUGAGCAGCCCCCAGCCAGUAAAAACCUUCAAGAAAUCUGCUAUCCCAGGGGUUCUCAUCACCCAGUUUGUGAAUGAUGUUCCAGAAGGAUGCAGUACACCCGACUUUGAGAGGAAACCUCUCACUCUGACCCUGCAGGAAGGUAAAAAUGCCAUUUUCAGAGCUGUGGUCAAAGGUGUCCCAACCCCAGAGGUGAAAUGGUCACGUACACGAAAAGGGAUGGAUGAUCCUGCCAAGUAUGAAAUGUCCUUCAAUAGUGCCACAAAUGAAUUCAUUCUGCAGAUCAACAGGCUGGUGAUGGAUGACAGUGAUUUGUACCGGUGCUGUGCUGUCAAUGAGUACGGGGAAGCUUCCUGCUCCGUGGGCCUCAGGAUCAUCCAAGUUGGCUUUAAGAGGAAAGUAAAAUAUGUUCCUGUUCAUGCUGCUGAUGAGCUCAAGAAGACGCUCCAGGACUCCAAGAAGCUGCUGAGGAAGAGGGUUGUAGCACCAAAACCCAAACCCCUGGACAAAGAGGCCGUGUGGCAGCUGCUGCUCCACGCAGACAGGAGAGACUAUGAGAAAAUCUGCCUUAAAUAUGGAAUUGUUGACUUCCGUGGGAUGCUGAGGAAGCUGCAGGAGCUGAGGAAGGACGCAGAGAGUGAACAAGAUGAGUUAAUUCACAGUAUCAAAAACUUGGAACACAUCAAAGUCAACAAGGAGGGAAAUGCCACGUUCAGCCUGGAGAUGGAGCUGAAAAACAAAAACAGCAACGUGUAUCUGCUCAAGGACGGGCAGCGGCUCCGCUACGGGACGGGGGAUGAGUACAGGAAGCACUGCCUGAGGAGGAUUGGGAGGAGGUACCACUUCAUCAUCAACGACGUGCAGCCAGAGGAUGCAGGCGUGUACCAAGUCAGGGUGGAGGACGUCCCUGUUUUCUCCACUGAACUGGAUGCUGAAGCCAUCCCCGCCCGGUUCCAGCAGCCGCUCAGCGACGUGCGCUGCCCCGAGCAGGGCGAUGCCGUGUUCCAGUGCAUCCUGCGCACCCCCUGCCACCGCCCCGCCUGGCUGCACAAGACACACGCCCUGCAGGCCGGCCCCAGGCACCACAUCUCCGUGUCGCCCGACGGCCUCACCCACCAGCUCGUCAUCAAGAACGUGGAGCCCUCGGACAGCGGGAUGUACACGCUGGAAGCGGGGCAGGGAUCCUCCAGCGCCUGGCUGCUCGUGGAGUAUGCCAAAGGGAAGAAGAGACAGGAUGAGGAAAUAAUUGAAAAAAUCGAAAGGGAGACAUCUGAGUGGCUGAAGGAGACGAUGGCAGACAAUGAAAGGGCGAGGAAACUUCGGCGCCAGGAACGUGCUGGGGAUGAAGGUCAUGCCAUGGACACCGGUGUGGAAAAAAAGGGCUGGUACAGGAAGGGUCAAGGCAGCAGCCAGGACAGAGGCCAAGGCAGCGGCCAAAGCAGCAGCCAAGGCCACUCCAUGGAUACUGAUGAUGGAAGCCAAAUAUUUUUGGGAAAAGAGGGGCUCCGCAAAACCCACCUGAACGGAGGGAUGGGGCCUGGGCAGUUUUCUGGAGCAGAUCUAGAUGGAGACUCAGUGACAAAUGAUGGCAGCAUCUUUGGAUUAAAAGGCUUAGGAGGCAAAGGUGGAUUAAGGCCUGUGCACGGCCAGGACUCUGUGCCAGGCAGGGAAGGUCCUGGGGAUGGAGCAGGAGGAGCAGGGGGACGGGAUUCUGUGGCUGGCAGAGGAGAGGGUGUGCUGGGUGCUGGUCACGUGGGCAUGGAUGGUGGAGAAGGUUUGGGCUCUUGGCAUGACAAGGAUGGAAAUUUAGGUGAUCCCAGCUCCAGAGCUGGCUUUGGGGGUGUUGGGAGGUUUGGUGCCACUGAUGGAAGUUCUGUGCCAGAUGGGCUCGGCCCUGGUUCAGCCGGGGUGGGAGAUGGUGUGGGGGAUCUGUUCAGCAGGGCUGGCCCAGGGGCUGCAGCGUGGGGGAGUGCUGCAGGGCCUGCAGGAGGAAUGGGGUCCCACCAUGGCAAGGGUGGUGAUCUGACUGUGGGUGACAUGAACGGAGCAGGGAUGGACAGACAGGGCCAAACAGGGGCUCCCUAUGGCAAGGACGGCCUGGCACCUCAUGCCAGUGCUCAGUUGGGUCAGGGGGGCAGGGCUGGCUCGCUGUAUGGCCCAGGUGGCUUUCCAAGUGCAGAUGGGGCUCUACCUGGGGCAGGUGGCAGUUCUGUAGGAGAAAUGGGGGCUUUCUAUGGUCCAGAUGGUCGGCCACUUGGAGCAGGGGCUGGUGCUGCUGGUGGUUCAGGUGCAGGGGGAUUUGGGGCUCCCUAUGGAAAGGAUGGUCUCCCAGCUGGAGCUGGGGUUGGAGGUGCUGGUGGUGCUGGUGCUGGUGUUGGUGGUGCUGGUGCAGGGGGAUUUGGGUCUCCCUAUGGAAAGGAUGGUCUUCCAGCUGGAGCUGGUCUUGGUGGUGCUGGUGGUGCUGGUGCAGGGGGAUUUGGGUAUCCAUAUGGAAAAGAUGGCCUCCCUGCUGGUGCAGGCACUGGUGGAGCUGCAGGUGGUGGCUUUGGAGGUGUUGGGUCUCCUUAUGGAAUGGAUGGUUUCCCAGCUGGAGCAGGUGCUGCUGGUGCAGGGGGAGUUGGGGCUCCCUAUGGAAAGGAUGGUCUCCCAGCUGGAGCUGGUGUUGGUGGUGCUGGUGUAGCUGGUGCAGGGGGAGUUGGGGCUCUCUGUGGAAAGGAUGGUCUCCCAGCUGGAGCUGGUGUUGGUGGUGCUGGUGCAGGGGGAGUUGUGUCUCCCUAUGGAAAGGAUGGUGUUCCAGCUGGAGCUGGUGUUGGUGGUGCUGGUGGUGCUGGAGGAGUUGUGUCUCCCUAUGGGAAGGAUGGUGUCCCAGCUGGGGCUGUGGCAGGAGCUGCUCCUUUUCUCCUUGGAGGUGACGGAGCGAUGGGAUCCCAGCGUGGCAGGGACGCUGGGCUGGGCAGAGCUCCGGGAUAUCCAGGGGGAGCAGGAGGAGAGAACUUUUCCAUGGAAGGGGGGGGUGUGGGUGGCUCUGCAGUGUGGGGCACUGGGUCUCCCUACGGCAAGGACGUGGGAUCAUCUGGAGCCUGGGCUGGUGCAGGAGCUGGUGGGAGGUUGGGAGGGGAUGGAAGGGAUUCAUUCCUUGGUAAAGGAGGUGUGGGAGGUGGUGGUGGACCAGGUGGUGAAUAUGGAAAGGGCAUUGCCAGUGAUGCCAGAGGAUCAGGGAACCAAGGUUCAGCUGGUGACAGAGGGUCACUGUCAGGUCAAGGAGAUGUCUGGGGUGAGGGCAGAGAUUUGGGACAGUUGGGCUCCCUUUAUGGCAAAAACUCUGCCUUUGGAGGGGCAGGGAGCAAAUCCUGGAACAGACCUGUUGAUGGGAGCAGUUCAAGUGGUUUUGGUCAAGGUCCACCCAGUCAUGACCAGAUGUCAGCUCUUUUUGGUGGGCUUGCCCCAGCAAGCCAGAGAAACGAGGAACCUGACCUGGAUGUGAAAGCAAAGGAUCUCCCAACCAGCACGGAAAGUACAGCCCAGAAGAGACGGUCCUGCCUGGAUGAUAUCAAAGUCCCUCGCUGUUACCUCAACAAGCAGCUGGCCACGGUGCGGGUGGUGAAGGGGGACCCAGCCGAGCUCUCCUGCACCGUCAGCAAGGAUGACGUGACAGGAACCUGGUUCAAGGACGGGCUGAAGUUGACAAGCAUGCAAGGAGUCGUGUUUGAAAAGAAAGGUCUAGUCCACAAACUAAUCAUUAACAAAGCCGAAGAUAUUCAUGCUGGGAAAUACAGGUUUGAAGGUGGAGAUGUGAAAACUGAGGCUUCAAUUUUUGUUGAAGACCCUCCACAGGUUGACAAAGUUCUCCUCAAGAACCUGAGCAGUGUCCCCACAGUGGCCAAGGCGGGGCAGGCGGUGAAGGUCAGGAUCCCCUUCGAGGGCCGUCUGCCCAUCAGGGCCACGUGGCUCAAGGACAAGAUGGAGCUGGCAGAUGACACCAGGAUCCGUGUGGACAAAACAGACACCCACACCACGCUGUCCAUCCCCAGCUGCGACAGGAGGGACUGUGGGGAUUACAAGGUCAGGCUGAAGAACGACAGCGGAGCCCUGGAGAUCAACUUAAAGCUCGUGGUCAUAGACAAGCCACAGCCACCAGCAGGACCCAUCAAAGUUGUGGAGAGCUCUGCCAACGCCAUCACCAUCCAGUGGCAGCCCCCGAAGGACGACGGGGGCAAACCAGUGCAGAGGUACCUCGUGGAGAGGCAGCAGGCAGGCAAGAACGACUGGGAGACCUUGGGAGACACCCCCAGGAGCUGCACCACCUUCACCACCAACAAAGUGGAAGAAGACACGAGCUACUACUUCAGGGUGAGGGCCGUGAACGCGGAGGGGACGAGCGACGCGCUGGAGUCGGGCGAAGUGAAGGCGGCUGGCAAAGCUUCCCCUGGUGCCCCAGAUCCCCCUGAGAUCGUCAGUGCCAGCAGGGACAGCGUCACAAUCUCCUGGAAAGCCCCUCGUAAAACUGGCACUUCCCAAAUCAGGGGAUACAUCGUUCAGAAACGCAAGAAGGGCACCAUGACCUGGCUGCCAGUCACCAAUGGGCCUGUGAAAGACAAGAAGCUGAAGGUGACCAACCUCAAGAAGGGUGUGCAGUACGAGUUUCGGGUGGCAGCUGUCAAUGCUGCUGGCACAGGAGAUGCCAGCGACCCCUCCCAGCCCGUGUUUGCCCGGGACCCCACGAAAUCCCCGGGCCAAGUGCAGGAGCUCAGAGUGAGCAGCUGUGACGGCACCAGCGUCACCCUGGCGUGGAACAGGCCCGAGGUCAAGGAUGGGAAUGAAGUGAAGGGCUACGAGGUGGAGAUGAGGCCUUCCCACGGCUCCAGCUGGACCAAGUGCCUCACCCUCCCUGCAGAGGCCACCUCGGGCACCAUCAAGGGCCUCCAGCCCAAGGAGAAAUAUUUCCUGCGUGUGAGGGCCCUCAACGACAGCGGCCCCGGGGAGGCCGCGGAGCUCGAGGCCGUCAUGGAGGCCGCGGCCCCCACGGUUCCCCCCAGGUUACUGAUCGACGACACAGUGAAAAACCUCCUGGUGAUCAGAGCAGGAAACCCCAUCCGGGUGAAUAUUCCCUUCGAGGGCUCUCCCGAGGCAGUGCUCUGGUUGAAGGAUGGGCUCCCCCUUCCCGGCCGGGCUGCCGUAAAAACCCAGGAUGGCUCCACCCGGCUGCUGAUCGGGACAGCAGAGCUCGGGGACAGCGGCUGCUACAGCGUGGAGCUGCUCAACGGGCUGGGCAAGAGAGAGACCUUCAGCUUCCAGGUGCAAAUCACAGACAUCCCACAGGCUCCUGGACCACUGAGGUUGGAAGAGAAUGUUCCCAACACAGUGACAGUGACCUGGGAACCAUCAGCAUCCGAGAAGUGGGAGAAGAACCUCUACUACACCGUCCUGAAGCGGGAGUCCCAGAAGGGCGUGUGGCACGUGGUGGGGGACCUGCUCUACAACAACAAGUUCACGUUCACCAGCGUGAUCCCAGGCAGGGAUUAUUACUUCAGGGUGGUGGCCAAGAACAGCCUGGGAGCCAGUGCUCCCUCUGAAACUGUGCAGCCUUGGAGGAUUCGAAAAGCAAAGGCCGAGAUCUGGGUCAGACCCCAGAGGUACAGGGGAGUCAACCAAAACCAGCACCCGAGGUUCCUGGUCCCGCUGAAGCCCCACGUGGUGGUGACAGGCAGUGAGUGUCACAUGAGCUGUGCAGUGGGGGGCCACCCCCCCCCAAAAGUCACCUGGUACAAGGACAGCAGAGACCUCUCCAACGACCCAAACUACUUCUGCACAAACGUCUUCGGGGUCUGCUCCCUGGUCAUCCUGGGGGUCACCAAGCAGGACGCAGGAGAAUACAUGGUGGAAGCCUCCAAUGAAGUGGGUCGUGUCUCCAGCAGAGCCUUCCUCGCCAUCAAAGACUCCGCCCUGUAGUUUGACCCUGCCAGGAACAUCUCUGCCCUGCUCUGUGGAUGAGAAGGUUUCAGUGAGGACUGGGCCAUACCAAGCCUGUGCAUUUAUUUUCAGAUGUUCACUGUAGCCUGAGGGGUUCAUUUUUCACACCCAGUAAUUGCAUUUUGAACACGACGCUGCGUUUUAGUCAAAAUCAGGGGGAAAAUGCUUCAAGAGAAUUGUAUUUUUAUUUUUGUAACAAUCAUGGCUUUCCACUAGACCUUUAAAACACACAUUAGAAGCUUUGGGAACACACAAGAUGAGAGGAGAAAUAGUUGGCCAAAAUGAAACUUUCCAUGGAGAGCACAGGCAGGAGAGACCAUCCCAGCACAGCCUCACCUGCUGUUGGGCUGCAGCAGGGACAUUUCUGGCCACCAGAGAUCUCUGGAGUUGGCCUUUCCCAUGUGGUUUUCUAAGCCAAAACAACCCCUUUGGAUUCCACUGGACUCUCAGCAGGUUUCCUAACUCUGGGAGAAGCAGUUCUGCAUGUCUUGCACUGCCAUAGCAGCUCAGUAUGUUAUU